CAAACACUUAGAUUAGCAACACCUUAUUAAUACACACAUCUUUAAAUGAUAUUCUUUCUUGUUCGUAUUUUUGAAAUUUACAAUACUUAUUCGGCAUUAUCUCGUUUGUAGAUUUGCAGUUUUACUAACAUAAAUAGUAGUAGACACAUCAGGUGUCACAUACGCACUACUACAUACACAUCGGGUAUUCACAUACACACUACAAACACACACCGCUGCCAUGCUUGGCGGUCUUCAUGGCCGAACCGGAAAAUAGGCGGGACACAGCUCUUUUGAGAACUUUUCAGUGCAGGCAGUGAAUAUUGGAAGGCUAUAUUUAGGCUAUAUUAAGCCAGCGGUACACGGUGCUUGUUUUCGUGCUGGAGCGCUAUUCUGUACAUGUCUACCGACAAUUGUCGGUAUCGGUCAUUAUCGACGAACGUCGGUUGCGUGACCGACAAGAACGAUGCACACCUAUUCUCUACAUGGACACUACCGACAAUCAUCGGUGCAACCGACGAAUUUCAAUCGUCGGUUGACGUCACAAAUGGUCGAGAGACAGUCACGGACAAAAGUGAGAAUACAUCGUAAUUCGACCAAUCGCGUAACGAGUCUAUGAGAAAGUCCGCGAUUUUCAAGUUUUACAAACAUAACCGUAUUCAUAGAGUUGUGUAGAAAAAUAGAGAAGAUACAAGAGAAAGCAUCAUGUCAGAGAGUAGAAGUAGCACAAAAUAUCCAAAGGAUGUACGUAGGACAUAGGGACAUCCUUAGAAUCUCCUUACGACGUCCCCUAAACAUCUGUGCUGUUACUGUUAAAAAGCAACGUUCUUCGCGUGCAUCAACAUUGCAAAUUGAAGAUUUGAUAUCCUAUAUGGAAAAGCAUAGCCGUUUCACUGCCGGCCGGUUUAACGAAAAUGAGGGGAAACUGCAACUGCAGAUGCAGUGGGAUGAACUGUGUAAAAGGCUAAAUUCUCUACCCGGGCCAAAGAAGUCGGUCAAGCUGUGGCAAACUGUAUGGCGGGAUCUGAAGAGCGUUUCUUCGAGGAAAGCAAGCAAGUUAAGAGCUGAGCGCUUAUGCACAGGCAAUUUUCCAGCUGAAGAAGCCCCAUUGCAGAACAUUGAAUGCGUAGUGUCUGCAAUUGGUUUAGAUUAUUUUGAGGGAAAUGCACAUUGUCCUGAUAGUUGCGUGGAAGAUGAAAAUAUUGAACGACUUGAGAUGGAUGACGAAGAUCCCCUUUAUCAAAUCCCACAGACCCGCUCUUUACAUUGUACAUUGUACAUAUUUAAUGUAACAAUGUUACUGCAUAAUUCUUCAUUAUAAUUAAAACGUGGAGUUCCUGGCUGCUCGUGUUUCAAUGGAGUCAUUAACCACGGCUCCAGUCCAUACCCAUCAUCA
This is a messenger RNA of Harpegnathos saltator (Jerdon's jumping ant), 1375 nucleotides long. RefSeq lists its product as uncharacterized. The coding region runs from base 722 to 1300 and encodes 192 amino acids. The transcript is spliced from 6 exons. The record is from RefSeq and is a predicted model, not a curated record. Lineage: Eukaryota; Metazoa; Arthropoda; Insecta; Hymenoptera; Formicidae.